Brugia malayi is the source of this 1458-nucleotide messenger RNA. RefSeq names its product Globin family protein (gene Bma-glb-8). The transcript is spliced from 9 exons. Lineage: Eukaryota; Metazoa; Nematoda; Chromadorea; Rhabditida; Onchocercidae. The record is from RefSeq and is a predicted model, not a curated record. The coding region runs from base 1 to 1458 and encodes 485 amino acids. Gene Ontology annotation, molecular function: heme binding; oxygen binding.
AUGAAACGUUUCUGGAAGUGGGUUGUGGAUCAAAAAAUAAGUACCAUCCGAAAAUGGCAAUCAGUUAUGCUUCAUCUGGAUCGUGAUCAACAUCACGGACGACGUCUGAAACCGAUCGGUGGUAGUGAUGAUCAGUUGGAGCGAAAGCAAAAACGAAAUUCAACAAUUGUUCAGGAGGAGAAUAAUGAUUAUCAAUCGAGUAUUUCAUUGCAAGAUUUUGAUAUUGAACAUUUAAAUGAACCUGUUGAUUUUGAAGAAUUUUUUGAAGAAUCUUCAGUUGCUAUCGAAUCAGCUUUGGAAAAAAAGCAUGGAAGUUCAGUAUCAACUCCAAAAAAAUUAUCUGCAACAAUGGAAUUAUCAUCUACUCUUAGUCUUGAUAACCCAUCAGAAUCCUUUCAACAUGAUAAACGAUCAAGAAAACCGACAAUUUUGGUGACUAAUAUGAAUAACGAUUCCACUGAAGUGGACGAUGAAUUUAUUAGUGGUGAAUUCGACGAACUUUCAUCUUCUCCUCUUAGUACAAAUCGUAAAUAUACGAUUAAUAUUCCACAGAUGUCAAAUGAAUCGUCCAAUUUAUUGAUAACUGUAAGUAAUGAAAGCACUAAUACACCUUCACCUCCAUCUAUUUCUUCCAAUCAAUUAUCUUUGACAAAUGACAAUGCUUUGACAUUAGACGAUCAACAAGCAGCAAAAUGUCGUGGACUAUCAUUAGCUGGCACAAGUAGUACUUUACAUGAAAAUGAGAAAGAAAAAUUAGCUGAAAAGAAAAAGAAAACAUCGUUACAAAAUUUGCGACUUUGUAAUAUACAGGUAGAACAUUCAUUAAGUAGACAUCGUUCUACCGAAACAUUGCCUUCUCUUACAUCGGCACAAAUUCACUUAAUACGAAAUAUUUGGCGACAAGUUUAUAUCACAAAAGGUCCAACUGUAAUUGGUUCAACACUACUGCAUGGAAUAUAUUUUAAAUCAAAGAAAAUAAAGGAUCAAUUCUUUAGAUGUCCUUUUCCUCAUCGAUUUCCCAAUCGUGAUAGUUUUAAUAAAGCACAUGCAAAAGCUGUUGGUGAAAUGUUGGAUAAAAUUGUUGACAAUUUAGAAAAUUUAGAAUCAAUGUCUGGAUAUUUAUUUUCUAUUGGUGUCACGCAUGCAAAUUUAGCUCGGCGACAAAUAUCGAAGGAAAUUUGGAAUUUAAUGGCAGAAGCAUUUAUCGAUUGUACCUUGGAUUGGGGUGACAAGAAAGGUCGUACGGAAGCUUCAAGAAAAGCAUGGGCUUUUAUAAUUUCAUUUGCUAUAGAGAAAAUUAAACGAGGACAUUUACAUGAAAGGCGGCAAUUAGCCUAUCAUAGACGAUCAUCAACGGUUGUACCAUUUCAAACCAUUGCGCCAGUUCCUUCGUUACCAUCUUCCGCUCCAACUAUUCCAUUUUGGAAAACCACCGAAGAAUCUGACUCACAUAUUUAA